Molecule: messenger RNA, 2099 nt
Organism: Physella acuta
Lineage: Eukaryota; Metazoa; Mollusca; Gastropoda; Physidae
Product: brachyurin-like
Biological process (GO): proteolysis
Molecular function (GO): serine-type endopeptidase activity
Source: RefSeq, a predicted model, not a curated record
CCUUGUAUGUACAUGAUGGAAAGCAUCAAUAAUGGUCGUUUGCUGAUGUAAAAAGAUGAUCGUCCGUUGAUGUUGUAGGUUUUUGUGUUAUAUCAGUUAGGGUUCAGGUAGAGUGGUACGUCACGUCCAUAGCGAACCUAAGGGGACUUGACCUACACCAUACUAGUAACCAACUCCAGCACAAGUGGCUGAAUAUAACAACAGCUUUCGUUACUUUUAGAUUACUUGGUGUCCUUACGAUAAACCUACAUCCUUCAUCUGAAAUGUCUUGAACCUACAAGUCACAAUGAAAUACUUCUACAUGAUCCUUCUUUGUGUUGGGUAUCAGCUAGUUGGCUCAGAUAAUGAAAGGUGUGCCAUUAUUCAGUUACCUUUGGAGUUGUACCAACAAUUUUAUGCUAUAGAAUAUUAUGCGACACCGCUCGCCACAUCCCUUCCAUCGCCGCCACACUUACGGCAGGGAGCGUGUGGCGUCUCUAGCAACGACCAAUCAAAACAGAUUGUCAAUGGCAACGACGCUCCCCUGUUAGCCUGGCCGUGGCAAGUUCUCGUCGUCACAGCCUCGGCUACCAUCUGUGGUGGGUCUAUUUUAACGCCUGAAUGGGUCCUCACAGCCGCGCAUUGUUUGACUGAAGCCCGAAUUGCAGUAGGGUACGGACACACGUCUUUAUACAAUCUCAGCCAUGUGAAGGUCAAGCAGGCAUUCCCGCACGAAGAGUACGACGAGUUCUCGGCAUUGAACGACAUCGCACUUUUAAAACUCGCGGAACCGAUAGAGUUUUCCGAUGAGGUGAGGCCGGUUUGUUUACCGGAAGGAAAUAUUUGGGACGCCUCGCCUUGUUUCGCCAUGGGCUGGGGACGCACGUCCCGGGGUGAGGACGGGGAGUCAGUAUUCAACUUACGACAGAUUAAGGUGAACAUCAUGAACCAAACGCUGUGUUACACCCUGCGGAAAUUCAUAAAUUCCAUUUUUACUGACGGGAAUUUCUGCAUCGACGCGGAGGGGUCUACAGGGGUGUAUAAAGGGGACUCUGGUGGUUCGUUGAGCUGUUUGAAGAACGGGAAAUAUUAUGUGCUGGGGGUGACGCACAUGGCGGCAAGUGAAGGUCACGAGUACUUUGCUGAUUCAUUUACAGCAGUCUCCAAGUACGUGCAAUGGAUUGCUGAGACUAUCAAAGCAAAUUCAGGGUGAAAGUUCAUGGACAGUGUUACAUUCAGAUGAUGUCUUGGAUAGUUACAUUCAGUCAGCUGUCUUCUGAGAUAUUUACAUUCAGAUGAUGUAUUUGAUAGUUACAUUCAGAUGAUGUCUUGAAUAGUAACAUUCAAAUGAUGUUUUUGAUAGUUACAUUCAGAUGAUGUCUUGAAUAGUAACAUUCAAAUGAUGUUUUUGAUAGUUACAUUCAGAUGAUGUCUUUGAUAGUUACAUUUAUCUCAUGGCUUGGAUAGUUACAUUCAGAUGAUGUUUUUGAUAGUUACAUUCAGAUGAUGUCUUUGAUAGUUACAUUCAGAUGGUGUCUUGGAUAGUUACCUUCAGAUGAUGUCUUGGAUAGUUACAUUCAUCUCAUGGCUUGGAUAGUUACAUUCAGCUGUUGGCUGGGAUAGUUACAUUCAGAUGAUGAUUUUGAUAGUUACAUUCAGCUAAUGUUUUUGUUAGUUACAUUCAGAUGAUGUCUUGGAUAGUUACAUUCAGAUGUUUUGGAUAGUUACAUUCAGCUGUUGGCUGGGAUAGUUACAUUCAGCUUAUGGUUGACUACACCUAUGAUGGUAACCGUUUUGGACUUUGUACAAAGACGGCUUUUUAACUGGAAUAUUUUCCUCUUUACACUAUACAAUUCAAUAAUAAUUAAAAACAAAUUUGAUGAGAUUAUUUAAUAAAAUUUUACAACAUAAAAGUAGGGUUAAGUGACGGCUGAGGUAAGUUGUAUGGUGUAUUACUGUAUGCGGUAAGUAAAUUUCAAAAGAUUUUUUUUUAAAAUAUGUCCUAUGUUUGUUUUUUGCUAUACUUUGAUCAAAACUUUAUUUUGGAUUCCAAUUUUGUACUUUAAUAAAGCUAAAUACUAAGAAAGCAGUUGAUAAAGUAUUAUGUUUCUAAAAUCUAU